AUGCCCUUGCUUCUCGUGAUACCGAUUGCUGUGGGGGUCAUCGCCAUAUUAACUGUCAUAUGCUUGAUUGCAAGGACUCGGGUUACGGUGAUGCACUUGCGAGCUACGCUUAUAAAGCAAAUGGAGGCAACUCGACAAGCCGAGAGCAAGAGCAUGAGCAAGAGCAAUGCCUUUGCUCAAGCCAGCCACGAUGUCCGCGCGUCUUUGGCUGGGGUAAUCGGCCUUAUAGAUAUAAGUUAUGAUGAAGUUUCUCCUGGUUCGGAGCUCGAGAAAAACUUGAAGCAGAUGGAAGCUUGUACAAAGGACCUGAUGGGUUUUUUGAAUUGCAUUCUCGAUACGAGCAAAGUUGAGGCCGGAAAAAUGCCACUGCAAGAAGAAGAAUUCGAUUUGGCUCAGCUUCUUGAAGAUGUAGUUGAUCUGUAUCAUCCGGUGGCCAUGAGAAAAGGUGUGGAUGUAAUUCUAGACCCUAAUGAUGGCACAGUGCUCAAACAUUCACUUGUGAAGGGAGAUAGAGGAAAGCUUAAACAGAUACUAUCUAACUUGUUGAGCAAUGCUGUUAAAUUUACGGAUGAUGGUCACAUCUCGGUCAGGGCAUGGGUUCAAAAACCCAGCUUAGAAAAUUUGAUACUGGUUUCCACGGGGAAUAGCUGGUGGAAACGCUUAAUGUGCUCGUCCUGUAAGAAGAAUGACAGGGAAAGUGGUGAUGAAGCUGUGAACGAAUUCCGGCAAAAUCCUAAUUCUGCUGAAUUUGUAUUCGAGGUGGAUGAUACAGGCAAAGGAAUUCCCAAAGAGAUGCGAAAGUCAGUAUUUGAAAACUAUAUCCAGGUCAAAGAAACAGCUCAAGGACAAGAAGGCACUGGCUUGGGCCUUGGCAUCGUUCAGUCUCUGGUCCGCCUCAUGGGUGGAGAUAUAAAGAUCAUGGAUAAGGACAUGGGUGAGAGAGGAACGUGUUUCAGGUUCAAUGUUUUCCUUGCCCCAUUUGAUGCUGGUGCUACAAAACCAUUAGAGGAAGACCUUGAGGCCGGAGGUUAUGGAGCAGCGCAUCAUCUUGGGCUAACCAUCCAUGCCAAUAGUCCUGGGCUGAGCUUCCAUAGUUCGAGCACCAGACAAGUGCGUAGCCCCAAACCAGAAGGAUCUCCUGUUGUGUUAUUGAUACAGAAUGAAGAGCGGCGGAGAACUUGUCAGAGUUACAUGGAACGACUUGGAAUAGAAGUUCUCGUACCUAGCCAAUGGAAGGAUCUUCCUAUUAUUCUGAAGAAGGUACAAAUGAAGAUCAUCAACAAUGCAUAUCAUAGUUCUUCAGGAAAAUCAGACAGGAGUUGGAGGAUUGAAAGAUUCAGUAAAUCCGCUUCGUGCAGCAAGUCUCGCGGUAGAGUCAGUGGCGUAUCUCUCAGUUCACUUGAUGGAGCAGACCAUAUUCUCCCUGUCUGCAAGAGUCCUAGUCACAAAAAUCAAGCGGGCUUCGUGCUACUUAUAGUCGACGCAAGUGCUGGACCAUUUCAAGAAAUAUUCAUGGCAGUGACUGAAUUUAGGACUGAAUUUAGGAAACUCAUACCGAGCACUCGUUGUAAGGUUGUGUGGUUAGAUAAGCCAACGAUGAGAAGUAUUGACCAAAGGGCCAUUAAUGGCAAGCUCGACCCUGACGAUAUCAUCAUGUCUAAGCCCUUUCAUGGGACCCGUUUGCUUCAAGUGAUAAGACUUCUUCCAGAAUUCGGGGGCUUUUUGCAGAGAAGACCAAGCAAACAGGUGAAGGAGAGACCAGUCCAAAAUGCGGAAGCGACCAAACCUUCAGCAGAGGAAACUGGAAGUACCCGCAGGGAGAAACCUUUGGGUGGGAAGAGAGCAUUGGUAGUCGAUGACAGCGAGAUAAUGCGAAAGCUGGCUCAAUGUAAUCUUUCGAAUCUUGGAGCAACAGUUCAGCUGUGCGAAAACGGAAAAGAAGCUUUACAAUUGAUUCGUGAGGGCAUUGAUGAACAGAGGGAGUCAGGAGUUUCAGAUAUUCAUCGUCCUUACGAUUACAUAUUGAUGGAUUGCCAGAUGCCCACAAUGGACGGUUAUGAAGCGACAAGAAAGAUCAGAAAGGAGGAGAAACGAUACGGAAUCUAUAUGCCAAUCAUAGCAUUGACUGCUCAUUCUUCAGGCACCGAAGUGAAGAAGAUAUUCGAGGCCGGCAUGGAUUUCCACAUUGAAAAGCCUGCGAACGGGGCUCGCCUGAUGAAAGCCAUCACUGAAAUUCAAAGUAGAGGCGGGGGUGCAUAA
Messenger RNA from Eucalyptus grandis, 2259 nucleotides. Its product is annotated as histidine kinase CKI1. Gene Ontology annotation, biological process: phosphorelay signal transduction system; phosphorylation. Gene Ontology annotation, cellular component: nucleus. NCBI's taxonomy places the organism in Eukaryota, Viridiplantae, Streptophyta, Magnoliopsida, Myrtales, Myrtaceae. The record is from RefSeq and is a predicted model, not a curated record. Gene Ontology annotation, molecular function: phosphorelay sensor kinase activity. The transcript has 4 exons. The coding region runs from base 1 to 2259 and encodes 752 amino acids.